AUGCACUUCACGCCACUUGCUCUUCUGUCCCUCCUGGGCGCCGCCCAGGCUGCAGCAACGCCAAAGAUCCUCUCUUUCGACGACGUUAUUGUGCCAAGCGAUGAUGGCAAAUCGUUUUCGGUCAUGAAGACCUGGGAGUAUGGCAUCCAGGAGUCGAAGCGGGAGAUGCUCAACAAGAGGGCAGGAUAUGCACCUCCAUCCCUUCCAGCCGCGGGCGCCCUCGACAGGCGCUGCGAUGAGACCACCGAGGUCCAGGUGACCUCCGACACCAGCUUCAACAACUGGGAUGUUGCCAUGUCGCCGGUUAUCGCCAACACCGGCUCAGAAACGGCCCUCGUCUCCGUCUCCAAGGGCUACGAGAUUGGCAACAGUAUCUCCAUCACGGAGAGUGUCUCAUACACGAUCAUCCCAGCCGUCCUGAAGAUGUCCUUCUCCAUCACCUACACCACCACCUGGACGACAACCGACUCCGAGACCUUCAACUUCUGGGUUCCCCCAGGACAGAACGGCCUCGUCGUCAGCCAGCCCCUGGUCCGCCGCAUCACGGGUAACUACGUCACGGGCUGCACCGACUCCCCCAAGUACGAGCCCUUCACCGCCGACUCGUACGACAGCCAAGAUUACAACGGCAUGUCCUGGGUCCGGGGGCCCAUCCUGCUUUGCAACAGCACCGAGUACCCCGUGCCCUUCUGCAACGGACAGGGCGUCCACAAGUAG
Messenger RNA from Diaporthe batatas, 717 nucleotides. RefSeq lists its product as uncharacterized. Bases 1 to 717 code for a protein of 238 amino acids. The transcript is spliced from 2 exons. The record is from RefSeq and is a predicted model, not a curated record. NCBI's taxonomy places the organism in Eukaryota, Fungi, Ascomycota, Sordariomycetes, Diaporthales, Diaporthaceae.